AUGAUGUCAUCCAUCACCAGGUUCAAUGACAGCCUUGUGAGCAACCAAACCUUUGUCCUAAUUGGCAUUCCUGGGAUGCAGGAAAAGGACUCUUGGAUGACCUUCCCAUUGUUUGUGCUCUAAGUCCUGACACUGCUUGGAAACUUCUCAAUCCUCUUUGUCAUCAAGACCAACCAAAGCCUUCAUGAGCCUAUGUACUUCUUCCUUUCCAUGCUCGCCUUCUCAGAUCUGGGCCUCUCCAUGUCCACCAUGCCAACAAUGUUGGGUGUCUAUUGGUUUGACUCCAUGGAAAUUGGAUUCAACACCUGCAUCACCCAGCUGUUCUUCAUCCAUGCAUUUCAGUGGGUAGAGUCAGGCAUUCUUGUGGCAAUGGCUUUUGACCGGUUCAUUGCCAUCCGUGACCCUUUAAGGUACAGAUCAAUUCUCUCAAAUUCUGCAACUGCAAAAAUAGGAAUGGUUGUCUUUUCCAGAGGUUUCUGUGUUGUCCUCCCAGGCCCCUUUCUUAUCAAACGGCUCCCUUUCUGCAGGUCCAAUGUGCUUUCUCACUCCUACUGUCUCCACCAAAAUAUAAUGAAAUUUGCCUGUGCAGAUACAAAAGUCAACAUCUUGUAUGGUUUGACUGUAGUUGUUUGCACUUUGGGAUUGGAUGUUGUCAUCAUUCUUUUAUCAUAUGUCCUGAUCCUGAAGACUGUUUUGAGCAUUGCAUCCCAUGAAGAGCCCCUCAAGGCUCUGAACACCUGCGUCUCCCACAUUUGUGCCAUCUUGAUUUUCUACAUCCCAAUGAGUAUGAGUAUACCCAACAGUAUGGUACAUCGAUUUGGGAAGAAUCUUUCCCCCAUUGUCCACACGCUGAUGGCCAACAUCUACAUUGUAGUCCCACCACUUCUUAAUCCUGUUGUGUGCAGUGUGAAGACCCAGCAGAUUCAGCGGAGGAUAUGCAAAAUUUUCCAGUUAAGGAAGACUAGGGGUUAA
Messenger RNA from Rhineura floridana, 972 nucleotides. RefSeq names its product olfactory receptor 51H1-like. Gene Ontology annotation, cellular component: membrane. Gene Ontology annotation, biological process: G protein-coupled receptor signaling pathway. Gene Ontology annotation, molecular function: olfactory receptor activity; G protein-coupled receptor activity. The record is from RefSeq and is a predicted model, not a curated record. NCBI's taxonomy places the organism in Eukaryota, Metazoa, Chordata, Lepidosauria, Squamata, Rhineuridae.